Messenger RNA from Castor canadensis (American beaver), 2231 nucleotides. NCBI's taxonomy places the organism in Eukaryota, Metazoa, Chordata, Mammalia, Rodentia, Castoridae. The record is from RefSeq and is a predicted model, not a curated record.
UUGUCUAUUUCUGCAAAAUAUGAAGUCCUUUGCAGAAGUGAUUCCAGACCUUCCAAGUUGCAGUGAACUUUCAGAAUCAACGGAAAUCACAAGCAAAAGCAGUCUGGAAGUUUCAGUUCAUUCCACAGUGCCAGAGGUGGCCCAGACUGAAGCCCAAUGGUUUCACGAGGCAAAGAGUCUGAAUGAGCAACUGAGGGCAGCUUACGUCAAAGCCAGUUUCCGCCACAUGUCUUUCCUUGACAUCUCUCACAGAGAACUCACCGACCACUUGCUGCAGUGUGAUCUGUCCAUUGCUUCGAAGCACAUCAGCAGCUCUGAGCAGGAGCCCCUGCUGUUGCCUGAGGUCUUUGCCAACUUGAACUCUGUCAUGUGUGUGGAGGGGGAAGCUGGUAGUGGAAAAACAGUCUUCCUGAAGAAAAUAGCUUUUCUCUGGGCAUCAGGAUGCUGUCCUCUGUUGAGCAGGUUCCAGCUGGUCUUCUACCUCUCCCUGAGUUCUACCAGACUGAACCAGGGACUGGCCAACAUCGUCUGUGACCAACUCCUAAAGACAGAAGGAUCUGUUACUGAAUUGUCUCUGAUGAACACCAUCCAGCAGCUAAAGAAUCAGGUGUUAUUCCUUUUGGAUGACUACAGUGAAAUGUGUGCAAUCCCCCAAGUCAUACAAAAACUGAUUCUAAAAAACCACUCAUCACGGACCUGCUUAUUGAUCGCUGUCCGUACAAACAGGGCCAGAGACAUCCGCCGACACCUAGAUACAAUUCUAGAGAUUAAAGCGUUUCCCUUCUAUAAUACUAUAUAUUUAUUACGGACGCUCUUCUCGGAUAACAUAAUUGGUCUGGUAGAGUUUAUGGUUUUCUUUGGAAGGAACAAAGAUUUGCAGGGAAUUUAUAAGACUCCCCUCUUCGUGGCGGCAGUUUGUGCUUACUGGUUGCAGAACCCUUCUGGCCUGUCCUUUGAUGAAAUGGCUGUUUUCAAGUCCUACGUGAAAUGCCUUUCCUUAAUGCAUAGAAGCACAGCCGUGUCCUUCUGUGGUGAGCUGGCCUUGAAAGGGUAUUUUUCGUCUCGCUUUGAGUUUAGUGACAGUGACCUCUCAGAAGCAGGGGUGGAUGAAGAUGAAGAUCUAGUCAUGUGCUUGAUGAGCAAAUUCACAGCCCAGAGGCUGAGGCCAGUCUAUCGGUUUUUAAACCCCACAUUCCAAGAAUUUCUUGCUGGAAUGAGGCUGAUUGAACUCCUGGAUUCAGACACACAGGAAGAUCAAGAUUUGGGACUUUAUUAUUUGAAAAAAAUUAACUCAUCCUUUAUGGUCAUAGGCCUUUAUGACAGGUUUUUGAAAUGUGCCUUCAUCCACCCUUCAACAAAGGCGGGGCCAAAAGUUGUAUCUCAUUUGCUGCAGUUGGUGGAUAAUAAAGAGACAUUGGAAAAUAUACCUGAAAAUGACUACAUGAAGCAACAUCUGGAAACGUCACUGACAAUGCACUUAUUUGAAGCAUUGUGGCAAUUUUCUCCAAAAGCUUAUUUUUCCCUGGCCUCAAAAAAGAUACUGGCUCUUGCUCUAAAAAUUGCUUAUCAAAGCAACACAGUUGCAGCAUGUUCUCCGUUUAUUUCCCAGUUCCUGCAAGGGAGGACAUUGUCUAUCAAUGAACUUAAGGCACAGUACUUUUUUGAUUACCCUGAAAGCCUGUUGUUGUUGAGGAGUGUUCACAUCUCCAUAAAUGAACCUAAAAAGACACCUGAACUGUUUUUUUCAGGCCUGGAAAGAUGUUUUGACAGAUCACAGGUCCCAACCACUGAUGAAGACUAUGCCGCUAACUUUGAACGGAUGGAUGAAUUUGACCAAAAUUUAGCUGAAAAACAGGAGAACAUAAAGCGGUUCCUGAACAGCCAACUCAGGGUACCGUUACUGGUGGGCCUCAGUUCCGGCUAUUGGAAACUGUCCCCCAAGCCCUGCAAGAUCCCCCUGCUAGAAGUCCAGGUGGCCAAUGUGGGCUCUGCCGACCAGGACAUGCUCACAUUUCUAAAAGCCGUUUUCCCAGUUUCCCAGCGCAUCAACCUCCAUUUAACCCACAGCGGGGGCUUUCUCGAAAGCAUCCACCCAGUUCUGGAGCUGAAUAAGGCCUCUGUCACCAAGUGCUCCAUAAGUCACUUUGAGCUCAGCACAGCAGAGCAAGAGCUGCUUCUCACCCUGCCUGCCUUGGAGUCUCUUGAGGUCUCAGGGACCACUCAGUUACAAG